Messenger RNA from Lucilia sericata (common green bottle fly), 1226 nucleotides. RefSeq lists its product as uncharacterized. Gene Ontology annotation, molecular function: protein binding. Lineage: Eukaryota; Metazoa; Arthropoda; Insecta; Diptera; Calliphoridae. The transcript has 3 exons. Gene Ontology annotation, biological process: protein ubiquitination. The coding region runs from base 252 to 1178 and encodes 308 amino acids. Gene Ontology annotation, cellular component: nucleus; Cul4-RING E3 ubiquitin ligase complex. The record is from RefSeq and is a predicted model, not a curated record.
UCUGUCCCACCGAUGAAUUGGUAUUAUCAGAUGGUGUUCUUUGGGAUGUGAGAUCUGGCAAAGAAAUACAUAAAUUUGAUAAAUUAAAUCAAUCCUUAUCAGGUGUCUUCCAUCCAAAUGGUUUAGAGAUUAUUUCCAAUACAGAGGUAUGGGAUUUGCGCACAUUCCAUUUGCUGCAAACGGUACCGGUGUUGGAUCAGUGUCUCUUGAAAUUCUCUCCCCUCAACACUAUAUAUGGCAUACGUUUGGAAAUGGAAUACCGCAACGAUUUCGAUGAUACAACCAAUUACGAUACCAGCUUUAAGGUUCUAGAUGCCUACGAUUAUUCCUCGAUAUCGACCAUAGAUGUUAAACGCAGCCUAUUUGAUUUGAGUGUCAAUGGUAAUGGCAGUCUAAUAGCUUUGGUGGAGGAUCAACCCUCAUACGAGACGAAAUCCGAAACAUUUGUGAAGAUAUAUUGUGUGGGCAUGAAGAAAACCGAACAAGACGAAGAGGUGUGUGAUAUGAAUACUGAAAAUCUUGUUAACAACAGUAGUUCUAACCAAUUACCGAACUUGACUCGUUUAUAUGAGAAUUCGGGUGCAAGUGACGGUGGUAUGGGUAGGACAACUGGUAGAGAAGGGGCUAGUAUUAGCCUUUUCGGUACGACGGCUGCCAGUGGCAAUGGCGGCGUCGGUGGUCAUGCUGCGCCGCGCCCCAGGGCUGCUGGCGGCGUUAACGAUGUUGGCGUUGGAAACGGUAACGGUGGCGGCGGUGGUGGUGGUAAUGGUGCUGUGGGCAAUGGUGGCGCAAAUGCUAUAGAAGCUAGGAAUGCUAAUCAAUUCGCUAUAAGAUGGCAUGGCAAUAAUGUCGAAAUAGUGCCGCCACAUUUGGUGGGUCAAAGACAGCGUCAGUCACAGAUACAACCCCAGCCUCAGCCACGUAAUCAUCAUCAUCAUCAACAAAACCGCACCAUUAACAAUAGUAAUAACAACAAUAACAAUCGUGACGCUGACCUAAGAGCCGCCCUAGCGCCCGACCCUAUUGAGGGUGUUGGAGGCGGUGGCGGCGGCGUUGGUAAUGCAGGCAAUGGCGGCGCGGGCGCAGCACAGGCCGAUGUUAAUAAUGAUCUCUAUGAUGAUUUGUUUGAUUUGGAUGAUAUAGCAAUAAAUAUAUUGUCUCUGCUUGUAGGAAGAUGAAGAGGAGUGUGAGUCCGACGAGGACAAUUCAGACAGUGAUGCCUCAGG